Molecule: messenger RNA, 4473 nt
Organism: Cucurbitaria berberidis CBS 394.84
Lineage: Eukaryota; Fungi; Ascomycota; Dothideomycetes; Pleosporales; Cucurbitariaceae
Product: P-loop containing nucleoside triphosphate hydrolase protein
Exons: 5
Coding region: 1-4473 (1490 amino acids)
Biological process (GO): transmembrane transport
Cellular component (GO): membrane; fungal-type vacuole
Molecular function (GO): ATP binding; ATP hydrolysis activity; ABC-type peptide transporter activity
Source: RefSeq, a predicted model, not a curated record
AUGGCGUCCCUGCAGAUGCCAAUGUCUUCAAACUUGUCUUCGCUUUCUCAGAGUGUUCCGCCAAUAAUGUAUUGUCAGCGCAUCUGGGAUAUACGAACGGCUCGCUUCACGUCAUGCUUUGUUCCGUACAUCGCAACAGUCCCAGCCAUACUUGGAGCAUUGAUACUGCUCACUUACUUAUUGCGAAUCUUCAAAGCGUAUCGACCAGCAUGGACGAAAUCUUUUGUGCGAGAAACGAAGGAGCAUUCCAACGAAUUCGAGGUAGAUACGCCACACCGAACCUUGACUGCGACCUUUGGCCUCUUGACGGUAGCCUCAAUUGGGCUCACAUUGCAAAUUAUCACUGCGUUCUUUCCACUUCGUCAGAUCACAGCUGUAUACCCUUCAAUCGCAUGGGGUAUCGCAUGCGCUCUAAUAGUACUUGAGCGCCCGAGAACCGCGUCAUUAUCGCUAUUACUCUUGUUCGCGGGCCUCUUAUUCGCAGAACUGGUUAUGCUGUCACAUACACAAGACCCCUUCGCUGCUAAGAACAUCCCUUUAGUUCUUGCGCCAGUAGCGGCACUCCUCGGCAUCUUCAUAAUUCUUAAUAUGCCGCUAAGAGACCCAAACCUUUCAAAUAAAGAGAUCAGUCCAGUUUUCACUCCCCCAACAGUAGAGCUGAGAACUCCCGAGGACAACCUUACUCCAUGGCAAUACAUGGUUGUGUCGUGGAUGGCUCCACUCAUACAGAAGGGAGUCACACAAGACAUGGAGGACCAGGACGUCUGGAGCCUUGGUUACGAAUUCAAGCAUGUGCGCCUUCACCAUGCCUUCAGGAAGCUUCCAGGAUCGGUCACUAGAAGGAUAUUCGUAGCAAAUGGCUUGGACUUAGUACUCACGACAAGCUUAAAUGUUGUCCGACUAGCAGCAACCCUCCUAACCCCUGUACUCCUCCAACGCCUGUUGGCUUCAAUGAACGAUCCAACUUCUCCAAGAAGUGCCAAAGUCACGUAUGCCUCCAUGGGCCUUUUUCUUCGUCUCAUCUCGGCGCAGCUCAACGUGUUCGUUCUUUGGUACCAGAGACGAGCAUACGAAAGGUCUCGAGGUGAGCUGAUUACAAUGCUGUACGAGAAAACCCUAAACCGGAAGAUCCUGGGUGCGAAGCAGGAAGCCAAAGCAGAGCCACAAAAUGGCCACACGAACGGUGAAGACCUUACAGCAGAGAGUGGAGAGACUAAUGGCAACCAUGGAGCCAGCAAGACCGUCUCUCAAGGCUGGCUGAAGCGCCUUAGCGUAUCAUUCCGAUUGGCAUUUACAAGAAAGCCUAAAGAGGAAGCUGAGAGAGAGAAAGAACCUGCAUCAGCGGGGAAAAUUCUAAAUCUGAUGCGCAAUGACGUUUAUGAAAUAUCUCAGCGAUUCUGGGAAUUUUCCGAUAUUCUUACCAAGCCGGCUGGUGCAGUUUUUGCGACUAUACUCAUCUGGCGAAUGUUAGGAUGGGCUUGCUUGCUUGGUGUGUUUGCACUGGGUGUUUCACAACUAAUUAACAUUGUCAUUGCUCGAUACCAAGUCUACUUCGAGAAAAAGCGUAGGGAGGCAACAGACGAAAAACUACAGAGGACGACCCAAUUCAUCGAAUCAAUCCGGCACUUACGCUGGUAUGGUUGGCAAGACGCUUGGUUAAAAGGCAUUCUCGAAUCGAGGCAGAAAGAGCUGCAUUUGCGCAUCAUUCAAAUAAUCUUUACCACUUCACUCGCCUUUAUUCUGAGAUUUGGGUCGGGCUUAUUUCCGGCUGUUACCUUCUACGCGUUUACCGCUUUAGCUGGCAAACCUCUUCGGGUUGAUAUCAUUUUUCCUGCCUUUGACCUGUUCUGGCUACUAGAAAACUACCUUCGUGCUAUCCCAGCGCUAGUCACGACGAUUCUCAAUGCCUACGUCGCGAUGCGCCGCAUUGAGGAUUUCAUGGACGAACCGGACAAGGAACAAACCGACGUAGCCCGUGAAGACUCCGCGAAUCUCGGUCUCCACGAAGCAUCCUUUUCUUGGCCUGGAGUGGACAGGAACGUACUUGAACAUCUCACCCUGUCCUUCCCUCCCGGUUUAACUGUAAUCUAUGGAGAGGUGGCUGCAGGGAAGACGGCUCUUUUGCAAGCAUUGCUUGGGGAGCUUGAUAAGACUGUAGGAGACUUCAUACAGCCUGAUCAAGUCAUUGGGUACUGUGCUCAAACCCCUUGGCUCCAGAGCAUGAGCAUCCGGGACAACAUUGUCUUUUCUUAUCCUUAUGACGAAGGCCGAUAUAAGAAGGUUCUGGAAGCCUGUGCAUUGUUGCCUGACAUGGCUGAGUUUAAGCACGGCGACCUCUCAAAUAUCGGCGAGAACGGAAUCGGCUUGUCGGGUGGACAGAAGGCUCGAGUGGCACUGGCUCGAGCUGUGUACAGCAGCGCCAAAGUACUCCUUCUCGACGACCCAUUAUCUGCGCUCGACCACCAGACUGCUGAGUUCAUCGUGCACAAACUGCUGGACGGACCACUACUCGAAGGUAGAACAACAAUUCUGGUUACGCAUCGCACUGAGCUCUGCCACGAUCUCGCCAAGCAGUGGAUUCAAAUCGAUCACGGUCGAGCCAUCUUGCACGAACCCACCAGAGCCGAAGAUGCCAAAGAGCUACAGCGCACGCAGACUAACGAGUCCAUAUCUGAAGAAGAAGCCAAAAAGCUUGAAGAAGAACAAGCCGCCGCUACCCCGGAUAAAUUCAUCGAAGAUGAGCACCGCGCGAAAGGCGGUGUUAAACUGCGCGUUUACUGGCGCUAUAUCAAAGCAGGAACGCUCCGUUGGUGGUUCGUUGUCGUUGUCAUCAUGGCACUGUACCGUGUGAUUGACAUUCAGCAAGCUUGGUUCGCCAAAGUGUGGGGAGAGAGCUACGACUUUGGAAAGCCAAAAGGUAUAUUCGAAUUCCUUCCUCCAGCAGCUGAGAACGUUGUACCUUGGGUCUGGACCUUUUUGGUCUUCGUCAUAGCGACAUCUGUACUCUUUUGGUGGACCAACCUAAUCAUGUUCGGCGUGGGAUAUCGUGCAGCGAAAACCAUAUUCGAGGAGACGAUUGAGCGCGUUGCCCACGCGAAUUUCAGGUUUUAUGACAUCACGCCAGUCGGACGGUUGAUGAACCGAUUGACGAGUGAUAUGAAUACCAUUGAUGGCGACUUAAGUGGGGCAUUCACCGUCUUCGCGUGGCAAUUUAUCGGAUGGAUUAUCAGCAUUGCCAUCAUCCUAUCCGCGACGCCGACGUUCCUAGCCUUUGGCUUAGUUCUCUGCUAUGGGUUUGUGUACUAUUUCUUCCGCUUCUUACCAACCUCGCAGAGCUUGAGGCGGCUUGAGAUGGUAUCUCUCUCACCCCUUAUGUCGAACUUCGGAGCCCUAGUGGAGGGCCUGACAACCGUACGCGCCUUCAACGCACAGGAACGUUUUCAAGCACGUGUUAUCGAAGUCGUCGACGAUUUUCAGAAGAACGACCACUUCUACUGGUCAUUGCAAGCAUGGCUAGCCAUCCGCUUUAGUUUCAUGUCAGCGAGUGCUACCUUCGUCAUGGCACUCAUCGCUGUCUACACAGGAAUUAGUCCUGGUCUAACAGCCUUCAUCUUGGUCACAGCGAAUAGAUUUGUUGUUCAUACAGAGUGGAUGUGUAGGGUCUACGGAAUGCUCGAAAUGGACUUUACAAGCGUAGAACGUGUGGUUGAACUUCUGGAUAUCGAGACGGAACCACCAGGCGUUGUUGAUCCUCCUGCAUAUUGGCCGACAUACAGCGGUGAUAUUGAGUUCGAGGAUGUAACCAUACGAUACGCUCCACAUCUCGACCCCGCGCUUCAAAACAUCACGCUUAAAUUUCCAGCGGGAAGCAACACCGCAGUCAUUGGCCGCACUGGGUCUGGAAAAUCCACCCUAGCAUUGUGCCUGCUCGCCACGAUCAUACCGGAGAGCGGAACCAUAUCCAUUGACGGCAUCGAUGUCUCGACAGUGAACAAGCAAGCGUUACGCAGCCGCGUCACUUUCCUGGCCCAAGAACCUGUUCUCUUCCCCGGCAGUAUGCGGAAGAACCUCGACCCGCUAGACGAAUAUUCCGAUGCAGCCUGCGAAUCCGUUCUUGCAAAGAUUGCAGGAAGCCAUGACUGGACGCUAUCCACCAACAUCGAAGGUGGGGGGAAAGGACUGUCACAGGGGCAGAGACAGCUUGUUGGACUUGCAAGAGCCAUGCUGAGGAGGAGCCCGAUACUUAUCAUGGAUGAAGCCACUGCCAGCAUCGAUUUCGAAACGGCGCAACGGAUCCAGAAUGUUCUCAGAGAAGAGAUGAAGGAAAGUACCGUGAUCACCAUCGCCCAUAGACUAGAAGCUGUCAAAAAUGCAGACUACUGCAUCGUGCUGGGCAAGGGAAAGUUGAUUAAAGCCGGUAAAGCAGCAGAUAUGCUGAAAGAGGGGAGUGAGUUCAGCGAGAUGUUGGCUUAG